CAGGGUGCAGCCAGAGCCCUGAGAAAGUGUCUGAGGGUGUCAUGACCCCGAAGGAGGUGGCCGAGAGCUCUGCGGUGAAGCCGAGCCCAGAAGUGGGGGUGCUUGGGCAGCUGGUGGAGGGAGGAGACUGCUGCAGUGUUAGGGUCAUGGUAGAGAGGGAGACAUGUCCCUGGUUAUACAGAGCCAGGAUUCUGGGAAAAGUUCUAGCAAGGGGAAUCAGAGCCUAGGAUGAGAGGAGCUCGGGAACUAGGGGCAGAGCCAGGGUAGGGAGGGGUCUGAGAGUGGAACCAGGAUGCAAAGGGGAGGGGCCUGGGAGCCCUGGGGGUGGGGUCAGAACCCAGGAGACGAAGGUGCCUGGGGGUUUGUCUCGCAUCCGGGGGAGUUUGACAGGAAUUGUCCGGGACCCCACGGAGAUGAGGGCUCAAAGGGUGGUGAGGGCACAUAGUAGGGGAACGGAAGCUUGGCUCUCAGGCCUAGGCUCCUAUCCUGUCCCAGGCCAGGUCCAGGCCCUGGACCCCGCCUAGCGUAGGCUAGUGUGUAUCCCUGGAACCAGAAGAGAGUAGGUGGGCUCUGGAGGCCUCCCAGGACCCCCGUAGACUCUGUGAUGCCCACGCCCCGGAACAUGGGUGGGCGCUAUGAGGCAAACCAGGACCUGCUGGGCACCCUGCGGAAGCAGCUUAGCGACAGCGAGAGUGAGCGGCGGGCCCUAGAGGAACAACUGCAGCGCCUGCGGGAAAAGACCAACUGCGCCCUGCAGGCCCAUGAGGACGCCCAGCGCGAGGUGCAGCGGCUGCGGAGUGCCAACGAACUCCUGAGCAGGGAGAAGAGCAACCUGGCUCACAGCCUGCAGGUGGCCCAGCAGCAGGCCGAGGAGCUACGGCAGGAGCGGGAGAAGCUGCAGGCUGCCCAGGAGGAGCUGCGGCGCCAGCGGGACCGGCUGGAGGAAGAGCAGGAGGACGCGGUGCAGGAUGUCGCGCGGGUGCGCCGGGAGCUUGAGCGCAGCCAUAGACAACUAGAGCAGCUGGGAGGGAAGCGCUCAGUCCUGGCCAAGGAGCUGGUGGAGGUGAGGGAGGCGCUGAGCCGCGCCACACUGCAGCGGGACAUGCUGCAGGCCGAGAAGGCCGAGGUGGCCGAGGCGCUGACCAAGGCUGAGGCUGGCCGCGUGGAGCUCGAGCUCUCCAUGACCAAGCUGAGGGCAGAGGAGGCCUCCCUGCAGGACUCCCUGUCCAAGCUGAGCGCCCUCAACGAGAGCCUUGCUCAGGACAAGCUGGAUCUGAACCACCUUGUAGCCCAGGGGCUACAGAGCAGCAGGCACACUGCUGGUGGGGGAGGCACGUCUGUGCAGAGGUCCACUGUGGUCUUCAGCCCAGAGCACGGACAUCCCAACCAGGGCUGCAAACUAGAGUUUGGGGCCCAGAUGGUGGGCUGGCCUGAUGGAACAGACAAGAACUGAGGAGACUCUCACCGCUACUGGAGGACCAGACUGAUGGGAGACAGAAGCUGUGCACGGACUGAUGGGAGACAGAAGCUGUGCAUGGGCCACCACCCCUUCAGGGGCACAGUUGCCACUGGCAUGCCUGAGAGUUUGUUUUCAAAAGAAUGUCUUUCAGAAUUUGUGAUGAAGAACCCAAAAGCAAAUGUGACAAAAUAAAAAAUAGACAAAUGGGACUUCUGCACAGUGAAAGAAACUAUUAAAACAUGAACAGAGUAAACAGACAGCCUGCAGA
Molecule: messenger RNA, 1727 nt
Organism: Macaca mulatta (Rhesus monkey)
Lineage: Eukaryota; Metazoa; Chordata; Mammalia; Primates; Cercopithecidae
Source: RefSeq, a predicted model, not a curated record